This is a messenger RNA of Danaus chrysippus (African queen), 3399 nucleotides long. The record is from the annotation of a GenBank genome assembly. Lineage: Eukaryota; Metazoa; Arthropoda; Insecta; Lepidoptera; Nymphalidae.
AUGAAUCCGUAUAAAGAUGUAGAAGAGAGUUCCUUCGUCGCUGCACCACAUCUUACAUAUGAAGAUAUCGCUACUAAGCUACUUAAGGAUAACUUAUUUUUAACUGCCCUAGAACUUCAUACGGAACUUGUGGAAAGUGGCAAAGAGUUACCUCAGUUGAGAGAAUUCUUUUCAAAUCCUGGAAAUUUCGAACAGCAUGUUUCACGAGCUUCAGAAAUUGGAACUAUUAAUCGAACUCCAAGUUUAGCGACAUUGGAUUCGCUGGAUACAGCAAGAUACUCUGAGGAUGGAGGUGGUGAUCGAGCGGGUAGUGGUUGUGAUGUUGCAGUUUUAGAAUUUGAACUGAGAAAAGCAAGGGAAACAAUUAAUUCCUUACGAGCUAAUCUAACACAGUUUGCUGAUGAAUCACCUCUCGACAAGAAUAGUUCCGAGGCUGAUAGUCAAAGGACACUUAAACCACAUGAGAAAAAAGCUCUCAAUUUUCUUAUAAAUGAAUAUCUUCUUCUUCACAAUUAUAAACUAACAAGCAUUACAUUUUCUGAUGAAAAUCCAGAUCAGGAAUUUGAGGAUUGGGAUGAUGUAGGUUUAAAUAUUCCCCGACCAGCAAACCUUAUGUCUCUAUUCUGGGGAAGUACACGAAGUUUAAGUGUACCGAAGGUAGAUGUUGCUACAUACACAGAUUUCUCAUGCACAGACAACGAAUGCCAAACGGAUUUGGAUGACAAUGUGUGUGUGAGUUGUCAGACUUUAGACCAUGAGACAGAUUGGAGCCAUGAGGUAGAAGAGAUAGAACUAUUGAAACAGAAAAUAAUAGCGCUCGAAACGGAAAAAUUAAAUUUCCAAAAACUGUAUGAUGCUGCCAUUGUGAGUCUCAACACAUUAACAAGUCCGAUGUCGGAGAGUAAAACACUCGAAUUACAAAUACCAGAUGAAAAACUCAAUUCGAAUUUGAAAGAGCAUUUAGAAGAUAUAAAACCUCUUACGUGCAUGGCUUUGGAAAAUCAUUAUGGGAGCGGAAAUUCAACCCACAGUGCUACACCUGAGCAAUUUGAAAUGAUUUAUGGUGAUAAGAAUAAUUGCAUGUCAAAAAAGGAUGGUUCAAACACCAGUUCAUUUGAUCCGGCAGUAUUGGACAGUGUCCGAGGCUCACCGAGACGAGCAAGUGUCACCACAUUGGAUGAAACUCUCAGCAUUAAUGAUGCUGGCGAAUGGACCAGGGUUCACUAUGAAUAUAACACUGUAGACAAUAACAAAGAAAUGUGGAUCGAUAGUGGUAUACCAAGUGCCUUGAAGGAUUUGAUAUUGGGUUGGUGUAAUGAGGCGUUAGGGACAAAUGGAUCAAUUAACAACGAUUUACUUUUAGAUCUUGUUAAUAGUGACAAAACAAUCACAUUGUCUGGAUUAUUACCACUAGUAGCGGACACACUACCAAGGGUGCUCCCCCAUACUCUCGUGUCUCGUCGCGGCGAGGCCGCGGCCCUACUGGCCGGUGCAGCAGCCCUACUGUCUCCAGGUGACGCCAGGCGCUCCAGACUCCUGCAUACACUACUCACACUAUACAAGAAACCUGAUCCUGAAGACGCGAAGAUCAUAUGUGAAGCAACACGUCUCGUUGUGAAGUGGGGCGGUAGUGGGGAGGUUUUGUCUUCUAUAGCUGAGCUGUUAGGUUCAAGGUCAUCUGAGCGAAGAGUUCUAGCCAGCCAAAUAUGCUUGGCUAUAGCGCCUUAUGUGCCCAUAGAGUUAUGCACUUCACUGUUACUGAGUUUAGUGAUGUUAAUGAGUGAAUCAAGUGAAAUAGAAGUGAGGAAUUUCGGCCUAAGAGCAGCCUGCCUCAUAUGUCCAGUGGCUGAACACAAGUAUGGACAGUUGGAGAAUUGUAUGUUUAACUUCUUGAGAGACAAAGAUGAGAAGAUAGUUAAGGAUACAGUCAAUAUUUUUGUUCCUGUUCUAGCGAGGACUGCUAUCAUAUCUGGUAAAUUCUCAACGGAUUUAUUCAGCAAGGUGCUAUCGAAUUUGAACAAAUCUGCCUCAGAUAGUGAAUGGAAGACAAUGAUUCUUUAUUUAGAGGUCCUACAGUCAUUGGCAUCGGCUGAGCUAGUGUAUGUAAUGAGUGUACAGCUAGUAAGGGAUGUGAAUUGUGAUAUUGUUAUGUCCGAAGUACCAUUGAGUGAUCAAAUAGAUGUAUAUUACAUGAGUGAAUCUGAUAAAGUGUUGUGUGUGGCAAUGAACCGUCUGUUGAAGGAAGAUCCUCAUAUAAGAUGGAGCGAACUAGAGUGGUUCAUUGAUGUAACAAAACAAAUUUUAGAUAUAGGAAUCAAAUACAAGGCGUUGAACCAUGCUGCGGUAUAUGAAACACUUAUAACAUUGUUCCAUACAUAUGUUGUUAAAUUUGGUCAUGACUUCACAAGCUCCAUACUCAACGGCAUAUUUACUGAGAUUAUAUUAGAUUUAGAGAAUAAAUUAGAGAAAUUACACGCAAUAAAUGUUGAAAGUAUGGUUGUUGUGGGCAUAUAUCUGGCGACUGUUUUGAUUGAAGUAGAAUCCAUCGAUCAACAAUCGGAGUUCUUACAGAAGUGGACUAUGUAUAGCAGUAUAAGGGGAUUACCACCAAAAAUAUUGUCGAUUCCAUUGAAAUGGUUAUCUCAACAGAGGCCUGACACUCUAAACACAUAUAUACAUCAUUUACGAGAAUUUGCAGCGAGCAGCUGUGACUCAUCAAGCGGCAGUACAAUACGAAUGUUCAUAGCUAACCUCAUAACGGAGUUCGUAAACACGACGGACGUCAGCGAGGACUGUAUCCACAACCAGCUGUUGCCGGCCGUCAUCGCACUGCUAUAUGAUGAUGACGUAUCCGUCCGCGAGGCGGCGAUAUCGUCGUGGGGCAGUGUGUCAAGGUCGUGUGUGAGUCGAGGGUUGUCCUGUACUAAGAACUGCUGGCCGGCCUUCGAAGAGUUAGUACGGAGACCUCUAGCGGGCAGAGAGGCUGCGCGGGCGGCUGAGGCACUCGCUAUGUUAUUACUACCCACAGACGGACAUACAGUUUGCGAAAAAGCGGUGUCGGUGCUAUGCUCGUUGUCUAUGGCCGUGUCUAUGGUCGAUAGUGAAGUGAUGUCGUCUUUGGCACCAGCGCUGCAGCUAGCGUCACAUCACUGCCCUCAACACCCAGCCUUAUUACCAACUCUCAGGAAAUUAGAGGAAAUCGUCCAAUCACCUUCCAUGGCCCAAUACAAGCCAUCAAUAGAAGCCCUUCUCCACGUGGCCGGUACUGACGCUGUAGACAGUUCUCCUCGGCCAAGCAACCUUCACACAGCACAGGAAGUAGGCAGACGAGUCACACAAAUCUUCCAACAAUCAAAAACAAACAUAAACCUUCCAAAUAUAUUUAGAAAGAAAACUUAG